AAUAUUCGGAAUUGAGAAAUUUAUCUCGACAUUUGAAACCAACAAUAAUCCGUCUGGCAUAUUAGUUUCAAACAGAGUACAAAACAAUUUCUAGUUCUCUAUCUCACAUCGAAAACCAAACUUCAACCAUGUUGAAAUCAACCAUUGCUCCCAUGCUAUUAACCCUCCACUCAAAAACCAAAACCAACACCAUCCUCCCCUUCAAAACGCCCAUUUUUUGCACCUUAUUACCUCAAAGCCCACCAACUGUUCGACGAAAUGCCUCAACCAAACCUUUAACCAUCGAAACACCCGAAACCCCUUCUUACAAUCUCCCACCAGCUUCAGCUUACAUCCACCUCCCCUUUUGCCGCAAACGCUGCCAUUAUUGCGACUUCCCCAUCGUUGCUCUCGGCUCCACAUCCCCGGAAACCGCAGAUGAUGACCCAAGAAUAUUAAACUACAUUAACACUCUUAUCCGUGAAAUUGAGGCAACAAAAACACAUUUUGACCCACACCCGCCUCUUCAAACUGUCUUCUUUGGUGGUGGCACACCUUCUUUAGUGCCACCAAGACUUGUUGCUAAGGUUCUUGACACUUUGAGAUCAAGAUUUGGGAUAUGUUUGGAUGCUGAAAUAUCAAUGGAAAUGGACCCUGGUACAUUUGAUGAUAGGAAGCUGAAGGACUUGAUGGGGUUGGGUGUGAAUAGGGUGUCUUUAGGAGUUCAAGCGUUUCAGGAAGAGUUAUUGAAGGCUUGUGGGAGGGCUCAUGGUGUUAAGGAGGUUCAUGAGGCGAUUGAGAUUAUUGGUUCAUGUGGGGUUGGUAAUUGGAGCAUGGAUCUUAUUUCUUCGCUCCCGAAUCAAACUCAAGAAAUGUGGGAAGAGAGUUUGAGGCUCACGGUUGAAGCGCAGCCGAAUCAUGUCUCGGUUUAUGACUUGCAGAUUGAAAAAGACACCAAAUUUGGAUCACUGUACACACCAGGUGAAUUCCCACUGCCUUCAGACACUCAAUCUGCAAAAUUCUACCGAAUGGCCUCAAGAACACUCGGCGAGGCUAAUUAUAACCAUUAUGAAGUUAGCAGCUACAGCAAAAGCAGUUUUGAGUGCAAGCACAACUACACAUACUGGAUAAACAAGCCUUUUUAUGCGUUCGGUUUAGGUUCUGCUAGUUACAUAAACGGAACAAGAUAUUCAAGACCAAAAAAGUUAAAAGACUACACAAAUUACGUGAAGAAUUUGGAGGAUGGUUUAGUUGAUUUGGGCGAAGAAGAUGAUGUUGAUGAAGGGGAAAUGGCUAUGGAUAUUGUAAUGCUUUCGUUUAGAACUUCAAAAGGGUUAGAAUUCAAGAGUUUUGUAGAAGAUUUUGGAAGCGAAGUCGCUGUUGAAUUGUGUAAGGUUUAUGAGCCUUAUAUGAAAAGUGGGCAUGUGUUGUUUUUGGAUGAUCAAAGAAGAGAAAUUACGGAAGAUGAGUUUAGUUCGUUGGUUUUAGAUGACGAAAAAUUGGAAAAUGAGAUUGGGUUUAUUCGGUUAAGUGAUCCAGAUGGUUUCCUGUUGUCAAACGAGUUGAUAUCGCUUGCUUUUGGGGUGAUUGAUCCUUGAAUGAUCAUCGAAAAUGUGUUUUUUUUAGUUAAAGACAUUCUUUAUGUAAUUGUCUUAUAAAGGCAGUUUAUCCUUGGUAAUA
Molecule: messenger RNA, 1659 nt
Organism: Helianthus annuus (common sunflower)
Lineage: Eukaryota; Viridiplantae; Streptophyta; Magnoliopsida; Asterales; Asteraceae
Product: heme chaperone HemW
Exons: 2
Coding region: 129-1577 (482 amino acids)
Biological process (GO): porphyrin-containing compound biosynthetic process
Cellular component (GO): cytoplasm
Molecular function (GO): 4 iron, 4 sulfur cluster binding; coproporphyrinogen oxidase activity
Source: RefSeq, a predicted model, not a curated record